AUGGCCCGUCCAAAGAGAGUUCUCUCUUUCAUGUCAGAAUGGGGUGGGAAUAGGCUCCACCGCCGCAACACGUCGACCGCCUCGACGCCCGCUGCCUCUCCGGCGCCUGCAUCCCCGACCGUUGCGACCGCGCCGCCCAAAGAACCGAACGCGUCGUCGUUCUCCGUCGCCUCUGCCAGCUUCGACAACCAAGAAAACUCGCCGAGUCCUGACCCGCACGCGCUCCCAGACCAGCGGCGCUCCUCGCGGCCCUUGUCCAUGAUACAGACCUACCAGCCGCCCGUCAUGGAGGUUGGCCAGGACACUCUCCCCGAGCUGCAACGUAUCUUCAUGUUCCUGAACAGCCACUCCAACAAGCUGUACCAAGAAGGCUACUUUCUCAAGUUUCACGACACCGACUCUCGCGGCCGCCCCGCUCCAGACCGCGUUUGGCAGGAGUGCUUUGCCCAACUGGCAGGCACCAUCCUGUCGUUGUGGGACGCGAGCGAACUGGACAGGGUCAACCCUGACCUCUCUACAAAUGAUGCAGACGUCGUGCCGACAUUCAUCAACCUGACGGACGCUGCCAUUUCCAUGAUGCCCUCGAUGACGCUGGCGGACGGCAAGAAGCUCGACAAUAUCCUAAGCAUAUCCACCGCUGCGAGCAACAAAUACCUGUUCCACUUCAACUCCUUCAACUCCCUCACGCAGUGGACCGCUGGUAUCCGGCUCGCCGUGUACGAGCACACCUCGCUACAGGAGGCCUAUACUGGAGCGUUGAUCGCUGGCAAGGGAAAGCAAUUAAACAACAUUCGCAUACUCCUGGACCGACAGCGUGCCAAAUAUGAAGACUGGGUCCGUGUGAGGUUUGGUGCAGGGACGCCGUGGCGCCGGUGUUGGUGCGUUGUUAGCCCGCCCGAUGAGAAGGAAUACGCGAAACUGCAGAAGAAUCAAAAGAAGAAAGACGUGUACAACCGAAAUCCUACUGUACUCAAAGGCGACAUCAAGUUCUACGAUUCCAAAAAGGUCGGCAAGAAGACACGGCCGAUUGCGACGGUCACGGACGCCUAUUCAUGUUACGCCAUUUACCCGCAGUCGAAGCAGCUCAUUGAUCAGUCAACAUUGGUGAAAGUAGAGGGCAGGAUCACGGUUCACUCAAAGCCCGAGCAUACGACCGAGGGAUUCGUCUUCAUCAUGCCAGAGUCUCGUCCAGCCAUUACUGGAUUCGAAAUUAUGCUCCAAUUCCUCUUCCCCGUCUAUGAUACCUUCGCAUUGUACGGACGUCCAAACAAGCUCGUUGCGGAUGUCUUGGACACUCGUGGUCUCAUGUUUGCAAUGCCGCCGGACAGGCGUUACGGCUAUCUAGAGAUGUGGGAUGUCGUAUCUUUGAUCCACACCGAAGGCAGCGACAGCUGGACAGAGCGACAAUGGCGCAAACAGCUCAAAGAUCUGACUUCCAAGCGAAUGGCAACAAUGCCUCGAACGCGCAGCAGGACUAGCACGACUAGCAGAGCAGGAACACGGAGGAACACCUUGCAAAGCCGGACCAAUGUUCCUCUCUCGCGCAGUGGGACCCUAAGGUUUGAGGAGCCAGGCUCCAUACAUUCGCAACCUUCCACGCGCCAGCCAUCUCCGACCUUAGUAGAAGGUGUCGAGCCACAGGCACCACAAAGAGUCGACUCAGCACCGCCUAGCACCGCAUUCACAACCUCUCGUCAUCAACGAUCUGUGUCGGAACAGGUUCAUGGCUACAAACAGCCAUCCUCUCGCCUAGCACGGUUCGAAAGCCCCGAAGAUUUGUCAAAUGGUCAGAUCAAUGGCACAUCCAGGCCUAUAGAUGAGCCCGACAGUUCUGAGCCUCCCAGCCCAGACUCGGCUGAGGAACCUCGAAAUCUCCCUGACGUUCAAAUCGCACCCUCAGCUCCGCCACAAGGCCCUGUAGCGUCUCCCCCUACCUUCGCUCAUGCUCCGGGACAAAAACCUCCUGUGCCAGUGCAGCACCCGGGCACGAAGCCUAAUGCCAACAUGGACCCUGCAACAUUGCACCAGCUGGUAGACGCAACGAAUGCAGCUAUCCCUGGGGGAAUUGCUGUCGCCGGCGCCGCUGCUGCAUGGAAAGGUCAAGAUGGCUCUAAUGGUGCACGAAACGGCAAUGCUGGGAGCGAAAACUAUCAAAAUGACACCGCCAAUCACCUAUACGCCGAGGGUGCGUACAACAGCUACUCUGGAUAUCCUGGUAAUCGUCUUUCGACUAUUCCUGCAUCACCUUUUGUCGAGCAGGAUCAGUUUGUAGGACCGCCUGCAACGUACCAACCUUCCGGUCCUCCUGUGCCUGAGCACGUCGAGCUGCCCCUGCGUCAAAACAACGACGAAUAUGCUCAGGGUGCGUUUUAUGAGAAUGAAAGGAGCCACAUUCAGCGCAAGCCAGUUCCAGGUCGGUCAUUGCCCCUACGAGGGGACGACACCCGCUCAACUCACUCAACAACAAGCUCAACUCUAGACAGUUUACGAAACGACAUAAUCGACCCCGAAGCCCUCGACCGCCUCGAGUACACCGACCCAGCGUUGCUGAGACAAGCAAGUCAGUCAAGCAGCAGGUAUAGCCGUGAUGAUGCCCUGUCUACCUCCACCCCGGAUUAUGCCAGCACAACAAGCGAAGAAGCACAGCCUCAGCAAUCAGUACGUCGAAACGCAGAUCGACCACGCAGUGGCAUGCUCAAGUUUGUGGGAAAUCCAGAUCUCAACCCCAAAUCGGAGUUUGUUGUUGGUGAUACGCAUUACAAACCCGCUGCAAAGCCGCUUGAGGUGACAUCCGAUAUGCCAGCAAUCGACUUCGGCCCCACAUAUCUACUGGAUCCAAGUACCAAACGCCCCGGUACCAGUGGUACCAUGACACAAGGCAUGCAUGACAACAGCUUCUCUCAAUCAAAGGAAAAUCUGGCGCUGUCUGCGAGCGAGCAGAAACGGCAGUCAUAUUCGGGUAGAACCACACCAACCAUGUCGAUGCAUAUGCGUACUACCUCCGGUUCGCCCCAAAUCUCAGAGAAUCGUAGCGUGGCUUGGCAACCUGGAAUGGUGUCUCAGCCUCAUCCCAAUAGCCAGAGGGUGGAAGCCGAAGAAUGGGUAGCUCAACGUGCUGCCAUUCCGGGCCAAGCAAUGACGCCUCCAGCAUACGCUCAUUCUAGAACCAAGUCACACACUCCGCCUGUAAGCCGAACGCAUUCGGGUGAUUGGUCACAAUCCUUUGGUGUGGACAAUAGUCCAGCACGGCCGCCAAGCCGUCCACUCAGUCGACCUUUGUCACGAGGUGCCGGCCAGCUUCUUGAACAACGUCCAACGUCCUUGCUCGUGGAUAAACGCCCUACGAAUCUCAGCGCCCGCGAACAGGAACAGGUUGCGAGGAUAACAAACACGCCGCUUAUUGACAUAAAUAAAAAACCGAAAAUGGAGCAGAGGCCGUCCUCUGCAGGAUUGACCGCAUAUAUUGACUAUCGGGAAAAGGAAAAGGCCGCUGCAAAGGCGAAUCAUAGUACAUCGGCAAUGCAAAAGGAGAUUGACCGACGGAUGAUGGCUGCACAGCAGCGUCAGAUGAUGGAGAUGCAACAGAUGGGGCAGCAACCUCAAAUCGGUCAGGCAAUGGCCACGACUCCCGGGGGAUAUGCGACGCCAAACAUGAUGGCUUCACCACAGGGGUACCCGCAAGCGUACAUAUAUUCUACACCGGGACAGAUGCAACAGACAUAUCCGCAGCAGAGCUAUUUCCCGCAGCAGAGCAUGAUGACUCCGAUGCCCGGCCCGAUGCCCGGCGGUUGGGGCACUCCAAGCCCGCAGUCUAUGCCGGCGCAGUACUUCAUGCAGCAGCCGCAGCAGCAAUACCAGCAACAACCUGCUACGCAGCCGUACGGCGCGAGCUUCGAUCAGGCGCAGGCGGCGGCGAGAUAUGCACACCAGCAGGGACAGCAGCGUAGACACUAUUAG
Messenger RNA from Paraphaeosphaeria sporulosa, 3957 nucleotides. RefSeq lists its product as uncharacterized. NCBI's taxonomy places the organism in Eukaryota, Fungi, Ascomycota, Dothideomycetes, Pleosporales, Didymosphaeriaceae. The coding region runs from base 1 to 3957 and encodes 1318 amino acids. The record is from RefSeq and is a predicted model, not a curated record. The transcript has 5 exons.